GAUGUGGAACUCAAUCCCGGGACUCCGGGAUCUUGCCCUGAGCCGAAGGCAGAUGCUCAACCACUGAGCCAGCCAGGCAUCCCUAUUGAUUAAUUUCUUACCAGAAUAAAAUUCCAUGAGUUCUUUUUCCUUUUUCAUCAAAACGUUUAUUAAAUGCUUAACUGGAUGUCACCUGAACUGUAAAUAGGCUUUGUUAAAGACUUGAGUGCCUGGCUAAAACCAGGAAAACUGUUGCCUACUUUUCAUGUUCACAAAGCUCAUAGUUGGGCCAGUCCUGUGGCCUGCAAAGGAGGGGAUACAUAUACCAGAGCAGGAUUCUGCUAAAUGGAAUGGAACCCAGGGGUAAGGACACCAAGCCAAUCCUUCUAGCCAACCCUUCAGGAGAUAUCCUAAGCACCUAAAAUAAUAGCAUGACACAUAGUAGGUGGUCAAUAAAUGUUUGGUAGAGGAUUUUCCUUUUCCUUUCUUGUCCUGUCCUUCCCUUCCUCUUUCCUUCCCUUCCCCCUCCUCCUUCCCCUUUUUCUUUUUUUCAGGGGAGGAGUGUCGAAGUUUAGAUUUGAAUCAGAUAUAAGUAACUUUAAGUUAUUCAUUUUCAUAAAGAUGAUGUUGGGAAAGUAUAUUUGCAUAAUAAAGGGAUACACUUCAACACUUUUAAAAAUGAGGAAUUAAGAACUCAUUAGUUUUAAGGCUUGCUAGUGUUCAUCAUUGUAAUCUGUUAAAGGAAAAUAUAAAUGGUGAUAAUUAAAUUGAAAAUAUAAGAAAUUUUGAUUGGUAAAGUGAUAUGUUUGUAAUAAAAAUUAUAAAUAUAAUUAAAAUUUUAGAAAAGCUUAAAUACCUUGAAAUCCCCAAAAGUUAAAAAGUCAAAGCAGAGUGAUGCAAUGCCUGGGAGAAGUCCUUCCAGCUGUGGUGUUUUUCCAUGGGAAAGAGAGACAGAUUUAUAAAUCUCAGAAUGAGGUUCUACCUGAAGUCCCUAUUGUGCAGAGACCCUGGGCGAAGCCACCUUCACCAUAUCUGACCAGGAGGCAAAACUGUCAACUAAGGACUUGGGAGGGGGAGGGGUUAGAAGGAAGGUGAAUACAUUAAACUCCGUCAUUGGACCAGGAUAGCAAUGAGAUUCAUUCACUUCAAAGUGAAAAUGACAACACAUCUCAAACUCAAAAGAAUGGUGCUGUCAAAGACAAGGAGUUCAUUCAGGUUCCUUUUUGAAGGUCAGAGAAUUUCUGAUAAUCACGCUGCAAAAGGACUGGGAAUGGAAGAAGAUGUGAUUGAAGUUUAUCAGAACAAAUGAGGUCAUUCAAUGAUUUAGCGGUUCUUUUUAUAUGUUUCUUUACUAUCAAUCCUUUUUUGUUUUUAAAAAUAGUUCUUUUGUAAUAUGGUGUUCAAAAUGGAAUUGAAAACCUGUAUUCCAUCUCUUUAAAACAUCUGGUAAUUUGAAUUCUAGUGCCUGUUACUCAUUAUCACUUGUUUUCAUUGUGCUGAGUUUUGGUGAUCAAACCUUCACCUCCUUCAUAUUGCCCUCUCCUUUUUAAAAAUUAUACGUGUGCACAGAAAGGCCACCUUUUCCAUGAUUGCAUUCACAAGCAAUGUGAUUGUUCAUAAUGACUUUCCAGUUAGCCCUGAAGUUCUAGCAUGUGAUUGCUUCUUUCCUGGACUAUGACUUUCAGUGGGAAAUGGAAGUUUUUUCAGAGAACUGAACUGUGGAAAAAUGGCCUUUCCUUAAUUUGAAGCUGCUUUUAAAAUUUAAGGGUCUGGACCAAAAGAAGAGAAACAUCAGGCUGGA
Molecule: messenger RNA, 1780 nt
Organism: Canis lupus familiaris (dog)
Lineage: Eukaryota; Metazoa; Chordata; Mammalia; Carnivora; Canidae
Product: small ubiquitin-related modifier 1-like
Exons: 1
Coding region: 1109-1288 (59 amino acids)
Source: RefSeq, a predicted model, not a curated record